Messenger RNA from Paramecium pentaurelia, 273 nucleotides. Lineage: Eukaryota; Ciliophora; Oligohymenophorea; Peniculida; Parameciidae. The record is from the annotation of a GenBank genome assembly.
AUGAAUACCAAUAAAUCUUAAGAAACAUCUCAGUCAUAAGUUAUAUUCAUAAUGGAAAGUCAACCAUAACUGACUGUUUGCUCAAUAAUUCUGGACUAAUUUCAAAUUAAUACGACAUAAAAAAAUACCGAGACUAAAGAGUAGUUUUUGAUAUAUUUGAUUGACACUUCAGGACAUUUAGACUUUAGUUCAGAAGUAACAGCUGCUCUUAGAGUAACUGAUGGUGCUUUUAGUUGUAGUGGAUUAUGCGGAAGGAGUCUGUUGGUAUACUGA